Molecule: messenger RNA, 2203 nt
Organism: Blastomyces gilchristii SLH14081
Lineage: Eukaryota; Fungi; Ascomycota; Eurotiomycetes; Onygenales; Ajellomycetaceae
Product: ergot alkaloid biosynthetic protein A
Exons: 3
Coding region: 951-1922 (323 amino acids)
Source: RefSeq, a predicted model, not a curated record
UCUGUCUCUCUCUCUCUCUCUUUAUUUUUUCUCUCUUUUCAUAAUAAUCCGCCGCGCUCUGCUGGCUCUCGGGUGGGUUCACUUACCAUCUUCGUGAUGACAUCGUGGAUAUUUGCCCUAUCUAGGAGAUAGUCGACGGCCGGAUAGUUGGCCAUGGCUUUGUCUUUCUUUCUUUUCCCUGUAGAGUAGCUGAUGUCGAAAUAGUCCUUCUGCAGACUCCAAAACGUAAUUCUUUACGAUAUGUUUGUUCAUUUAGGGGCGGAACCUACGGCGAUUUUUAUAUGGAACAAGAUCUCACCUGGGACCUGGACCCUGACAUUUACGAUUAGUUAAAAUACCGGAAUGAUUAUCUCUCCGCGUUAAACCCGUGCGUGUGGAUAUUAAGUUCUUAACUUCUUUAAGUCCAGGGAAUGUUGGCAUCGUCCUUUUUUUUCGGAUUUGAAAGAGCUCGGAUUUAAGGGGGUUUGGCGCCGGAUUUUAGCGAGACUUGAAAAAAACGCAAUCCAAGCUCACAAAUUCUCUUUUUUUUUUUACACAAAUACUCGUGUUGUUAGGACUAUUAGGAGCUAUAAUAGAGGUUUGACAGGGUGGGUUGCUUUGAUGAUAGAGUUGCAUACAUUGUGCCAUCGUAAUUGGGCUGCGUGGGUCAAUUAGGGGUGUGAUGUACAUGUACAUAUCGCGCAAGCAUAAAUACUAUCAGAUGCCCAGGUCGUUUUGAGAAGUUUAAACAUCAGGCUAACCGGCAGCAGCACGAGAACCAUUGAGCCCAAUGACCCCGUCAUAGCCGUUGCAAAUUAAAGAAUAAGAGCACCAACAAGCGGGGAGUCUACCAGCUACUCGUGCGUACAGCGUCACCAUCCCCCUAGAACCUACAUCAUAGGUCUGAAAAACCCAUACAAAAAACAAUUUAUAUAUAUAUAUAUAUAUCAUAGACCAAAAAUCAAUAUAACAUGACAAUCCUCCUCCUCGGCGGACGCGGCAAAACCACCCGUCGCCUCGCCUCCAUCCUCUCCACCUGCGCCCCAGAGGUCCCUUUCCUUGUCGCAUCCCGCACCAGCUACCCAUCAAGCCCGUACAAACAUGUCAAGUUCGACUGGUUCGAUGAAUCCACCUGGGCACAGCCGUUUAAUGCGGUCUCGACAUCAGUAUCAGCAUCAGCAUCAGCAUCAGCAUCAGCAGUCAGGACCGAAUUCCAAUACAGUUCCAGCCCCAUCACGGGAGUAUACAUCGUCGGCCCGCCCAUUCUGGACAUGGUCCCACUGAUGAAAAGGUUCAUCGAUUUCGCAAGGGGGAGGGGGGUGAGAAGAUUUGUGCUGCUUAGUUCUAGCGUGCUUGAAAGGGGUGGGUUUGCGAUGGGGCAGGUGCAUGAUUAUUUGGCCGGUCUAGAGGAGAAUGGAGUAAAGGAGGCGGAGGCGGAGGCGGAGGGCGGAAUUGAGUGGGCAGCUCUGCGCCCGAGUUGGUUUAUGGAAAACUUCUCAGAAGGCCAACAUCUCCUAUCUAUCAAGGAGGAGAGCAAGAUCUAUUCCGCAACGGGGGAGGGGAGAGUCCCAUUCGUCUCCGCAGAGGACAUUGCACGAGUUGCGUUCCGCGCCUUAACGGAUGCCCGUCCGCAUAACACUGAACAUCUCAUCCUGGGCCCAGAGCUGUUGUCCUACGAUGACUUGGCAGAUAUCCUGUCUUCCGUGCUCGGUAGGACGAUCGCUCAUGUUAAGCUUUCUGAAGCUGAAUUGGCAGCCAGGAUGGAAUCAACUCUUGGGAUACCGCAGGAUUAUGCGCAGAUGUUGGCGGUUCUAGAGACAAAUAUUAAAAAUGGGGAGGAGGAUCGGAUGAAUGAUGAUGUUGAAAAAGUGACUGGGAAGGGCCCACGGAGGUUUAGGGACUUUUCUGAGGCGAGUUCAGGAUGCUGGGUAAAAGACUCCUGAGGACAUGUACAUGUAUCAAUCUGGGACGGCCACUUUAUGUAACUUCAUAUGUAUGGGGAUGGCUGCGCAAGUAACAAAACAUUAUAUGCGUUAUGCAGAGCAAAGAAGGUUAAUUCAACAAACCAGGGUUAGCUGGAGUUGUCCCUCGUUUAUCCACGGUCGAUUUGCUCCCAGGGUAGUUUUCUUUUAGUUUUUCCGCUGAUAUAUUUGGCUUUCCGCUAACUUAUUUGGCCCUAGUUGGUUCGUAGAUAUAGUUAAUGAUCAUUUCUCGGAGAUUCCGC